This is a messenger RNA of Aspergillus melleus, 282 nucleotides long. RefSeq lists its product as uncharacterized. Bases 1 to 282 code for a protein of 93 amino acids. The transcript has 2 exons. Lineage: Eukaryota; Fungi; Ascomycota; Eurotiomycetes; Eurotiales; Aspergillaceae. The record is from RefSeq and is a predicted model, not a curated record.
AUGGCUCCUGUCAAGAACAACAAGGGCAAGGCUCCGGUUACUGAUGGCCCAGCUGCACGUACCAGGUCUGUUACUAGAAACCAGGCGCCAGAAACCUUGCCUGCAGCUACACAGGCGUUGCGCAGGUCGCGGGCACCCAGACGGGAUACCAACCCCGACACUCCAGCGUCAUCUGCAUCCGUGCAAAGGCCACAGGCUCGUUCUGAAACGGCGCAGAUAACCAGACCGACCAGCCGAUCCGGAAGCUUCUUGUUCAACUCCUUCGCAAGCAUCGACGGCUGA